Messenger RNA from Solanum pennellii, 1794 nucleotides. RefSeq names its product protein DETOXIFICATION 30-like. Gene Ontology annotation, biological process: xenobiotic detoxification by transmembrane export across the plasma membrane. The transcript is spliced from 8 exons. Lineage: Eukaryota; Viridiplantae; Streptophyta; Magnoliopsida; Solanales; Solanaceae. The record is from RefSeq and is a predicted model, not a curated record. Gene Ontology annotation, cellular component: vacuolar membrane. The coding region runs from base 118 to 1626 and encodes 502 amino acids. Gene Ontology annotation, molecular function: antiporter activity; xenobiotic transmembrane transporter activity.
UGUGAUUCACAUGGGAUAAAUAUUAGAAUAUGGGAACCAAAGGUUUGUCCAAAUGCAUACAUAUCCAUAUUAUUUCAGACAAGUCACAACUUGUGGAUCUGUUUCCUUUACACAUCAAUGGAGGAAAAUAAAGUACCAUUUCUUCCUUCCAUUACGCCUUCUUCAAAGGCUUCUUUUGAUGCCGACGAAGAUGAUAUUAGAUCGAUUAAUGGUGUUAAAAGCUUCGUAAAGGAAUUCCAUUACGAAUCGAAAAAGCUAUGGUACUUAGCAGGACCUGCCAUUUUCACUUCCCUUUGUCAAUACUCAUUAGGUGCUGUUACUCAAAUCUUUGCGGGUCAUGUUGGAACUAUUCAACUUGCUGCUGUUUCUAUCCAAAUCUCUGUUAUUGCUGGGUUUUCAGAAGGAAUACUGUUGGGAAUGGGAAGUGCAUUAGAGACGCUGUGUGGGCAAGCAUAUGGAGCUAAACAAAAAGAUAUGUUGGGGAUUUAUAUGCAGAGAUCAUGGAUAAUACUGAACGGAACUGCGUUAGUUUUAAUGUUUUUGAAUAUAUUUGCAACACAAAUUCUAAGAUUCAUUGGGCAACAAGAGAAGAUAGCAGAAUGGGCAGGACAAUUUUCGUUGUGGAUGAUACCAAUGGUUUUUGCUUAUGCAUUUGAGUUUCCUAUCAUGAAAUUUCUUCAAGCUCAAAGCAAAAUUAUGACUAUGGCCGUUAUAGCUGGAGUUUCAUGUGCUAUGCACGCUCUGUUAACUUGGAUUUUUAUGUUGAAAUUGGGUUUGGGUUUGGCCGCUGGGGCAGUGAUUCUGAAUUGUUCAUGGUGGUUUAUGGUGACUGCAAAAAUGGUGUAUAUUUUGUGGGGGAAUUCAUGUGGUGAUGCUUGGUCUGGAUUUUCAUGGGAGGCAUUCAAAAAUUUGUGGGGAUUUGUUAGAUUAUCUCUUGCAUCUGGGGUUAUGAUAUGCUUGGAACUUUGGUAUUUCAUGUCCUUGAUUCUAGCCGCAGGUUACGUUGAGGAUGCAGAAAUCGCUGUCGAUGCUACUUCCAUAUGUGCAAACAUAAUAGGAUGGACGUUCAUGUUGUGUAUUGGAUUCAAUGCUGCGAUAAGUGUAAGGGUAUCAAAUGAACUAGGAGCAGGACAUCCAAGAAGAGCAAAGUUUUCAGUAAUAGUGGUGUCAAUAACUUCACUUGUAAUUGGUGCAUUAUUGACAAUAUUACUCUUACUAACACGAAGCCAAUAUCCACUUUUGUUCACAAAUAAUGUGAAAGUUCAAAAAAUGGUAUAUGAUCUUACUCCUGUAUUGGGACUUACACUCUUCGUCAACACUCUCCAACCUACACUCUCUGGGGUGGCAAUUGGAGCAGGGUGGCAAGAACAUGUUGCUUAUGUGAACAUAAUAUGUUAUUAUGUCAUUGGAAUACCUUUGGGUCUCUUUCUUACUUUCUUCAUGAAAUGGGGCAUGCCGGGCAUGUGGUAUGGGAUGUUAUUAGGAACUACAACUCAAACUAGUGUUCUCAUUUGGAUAACUGCAAGAACUGAUUGGGACAGGGAGGCUUCUGUUGCUGGAGAGAGAAUAAAGCAACUAGGAGGAAACAAAAGCUUGGAUGUCAUUGAUGGAUAUGCCAUCAAUUAAGCCUCAUAGAGUUACUCCAACUAUUUCCACUUUUCAAUUAUUUAAUUUUCCUUUAAUCCUAGAUUAGUGUUAUGUAUCAUUUGAGAAAGCUUUUUGUAACCUACUUUUGGUAUGUCCUUUUUUAUUUGUCCAUGGUCUUAAUAAUAGUUGCUCAGUUUUAUUUAUUCA